This is a messenger RNA of Gymnodraco acuticeps, 3161 nucleotides long. RefSeq names its product dpy-19 like C-mannosyltransferase 3 (gene dpy19l3). Bases 145 to 2373 code for a protein of 742 amino acids. Gene Ontology annotation, cellular component: nuclear inner membrane. NCBI's taxonomy places the organism in Eukaryota, Metazoa, Chordata, Actinopteri, Perciformes, Bathydraconidae. The record is from RefSeq and is a predicted model, not a curated record. The transcript is spliced from 19 exons. Gene Ontology annotation, molecular function: mannosyltransferase activity.
GGGAGGGAGGAAAAGAGGAGAGGAAGAUGAGAGGAUGAGAGAGUGAGGGAGAUACAGAGAUACAGGGGGGCGGGGGAGAGAGGGAGGUAGAGGAGAGCUGCCGGACCAUCCUACCUGCCGCCGCUGUACAGGAGGUUGUUCAUCAUGACAGCCCUGCGUCAGAGGAAGGGGGGCAGGGGGAAGGAGCCCCCUCUCGGUGCAGAGUUUCAGUCCCAGCAGUCCAACUGUUGCUCCGAUCAUCAUCCAGAGAAUAUAUUACACGGUGAUUGGUCAUGGGGGGUGAUCAUCUGGACAUCGGUGGGCUGGUCUGUGUCUGUGGGUCUGGGUCUGCUGUGCUGUAUCUACAUGGCCACGCUGCAUGAGAACGACCUGUGGUUCUCCAACAUAAAGGAAGUGGAGCGUGAGAUCUCUUUCCGGACAGAAUGUGGACUUUACUACUCCUACUACAAGCAGAUGUUGCAGGCCCCAUCCAUACAGGAAGGCCUCUCAGAUUUGAUCCAUGACAACUUGACAGAAUCCAAGAGGACCAUCAAUCUCCUUCAGCGGAUGAAUAUCUACCAGGAGGUCUUCCUCAGUGUUCUCUACAGACUGUUGCCCAUACAGUCCUAUCUGGAGCCAGUGUAUUUCUACAUCUACACAGUGUUCUCGCUCCAGGCAGUGUAUGUGAUCGCUCUGUACCUAACUGCAUGGCUCCUGUCAGGCUCCUGGCUGGCCGGCACUCUCACCGGGAUCUGGUACAUCCUCAACAGGGUAGAUACCACUCGUGUGGAGUUCACCAUCUCGCUCAGAGAGAACUGGUCGAUGCCCUUCCUCGCGCUGCAGGUCACCGCUAUCACCUGUUACCUCAGGCCUCAGCUCACAGACUUACAGCAGAAAGUGAUGGUGUGGUUGAUGUAUGUGACAACGUUUUGCUUCUGUCUGACGUGGCAGUUCAACCAGUUCAUACUGCUGGUUCAGGCUCUCAUCAUAUACAGCCUGGACUGUCUGGACUUCUUAACAACUACACAGGUGACCACUCUGUACCUGGUCCAAGUGAGCAGUCUGCUGAGUGUGUGGCUCCUCCAGUUCUGUAACUCCAUGAUCCUGGGAUCACUGGUGCUGAGCUUCAUCGUAGCCGCACUCUUCAUCAGACACUGCCAGUCUGGUCUGAAGACAGGAAGUCCUCUCGUCCGUCUGGGCAGACUGCUCCUCCACAGCGCCAUGGUCCUCCUCCUCACCGUCACCAUCAACUACCUGGCCAAGAAAGCACUUCAGCUCAGAUCAGACGAACACAUCUUUAAAUUCAUCAAGUCAAAGUUUGCCUUGGGGCCAACGAGGGACUUUGAUGCCAGUCUGUACCUGUGUGAGGAGGCGUUCGGCCUGCUUCCCUUCGACACCCUGGAGCGCCUGGCUGGCACCCUGCUGCUGUACCCAUACAUCCUCACCCUGCUGGUGCUCAGCGGCACACUGGCAGUGGCUGCUCUGCACAACCUCAGCAGAGUUAAAGGAGGUGCGGCCGAGGAGAGGAAGGGAGCUGUGGAGGGGCGAGCGGGGGCUCUUCGUCCAGAUGUGGCCUACAACCUGUUGCACACACUGUUCUUUGGCCUCCUGGCUUUCAGCACUAUGAGGAUGAAGUACAUAUGGACGGGCCAUAUGUGUGCGGUGGCAGCCUACGGUGUGUGUGGGAAGGAGCUGUGGACGCUGCUGCUCAGCACCCUCAGGUGCAACAGUAAAGUUCUGUUAAGGCUUGUCAGAUAUGCAGUCCCGCUGCUGGUGAUUGCUUGCCUGUAUUACAAGUUCUGGCCUAAGCUGAUGGAGGAGUUAUCUGAGCUGAGGGAGUUUUAUGAUCCAGACACUGUGGAGCUCAUGACCUGGAUUAGCACAAAGACCCCUAAGCGGGCUGUAUUUGCCGGCAGCAUGCAGCUUCUGGCUGGCAUCAAGCUGUGCACAGGCAGAGUUCUCACCAACCACCCCCAUUAUGAAGAUAAAGACCUGCGGGAGAGGACCAAACAGGUGUAUCAGGUGUACGCGCGGCGCUCCCCGGAGGAAGUCUAUGACAUCAUGAAGGCCAUGGGGGCGGACUACGUGGUUCUGGAGAACAGCAUCUGCUACGAGCGCAGGCACAGGAGAGGCUGCAGACUGAGGGACCUGCUGGACCUGGCCAACGGACACAUCAUGGACGGAGACGGGGAGAACGACCAGGACCUCGUCCCCGCCACCCAUCCUCGAUUUUGCGAGGAAGUCAAGACGGACGCCGUCUCUUACACUGCUCUGUUCACCAGAACAUUCCAGAACAAAACCUUCCAUGUUUACCGGGUCAAGAAGAAACGCAAGAAAAGCACCAAGAGCUCGCCAGAGCCCAGCACCUCUCAGCAGCAGGAUCAGGCUCUGUGAGAGGAAAGGCGGUCAGAGGCCGGAGGGGGAGAGACGGAGCAGAAGAAGAGAUAAAAGCCCUGAGUCCUCACUGUUCUUCUGCCUCCCCUCAGCACUGUGCCCAGCUGUGAUCAUGCCCAUUAUUAUUUGAACAGAUAGCUCUGUGAACUGUGCUGUUAGAGCAGUGUGCCGGUUCAGGCUCGGGGCUGCAUUGUUUUAGUUAGCAGAGUGUAGAAGCACCUGAAGGAGUCAUGCUCUGGGCUGUUCUGCCUCCCACCACCCACCCCCGUCCUCCCACUGCCCUCCCCCAUCUCUGAUGGUGCAGAGGAAUAGACACAGAAACAAGUAUUAGGCCUGUGAGCAGGGCCCGAACACCACAAGUGUUCCAUCAUCAGUUCCAUUUAAGUUUCAGUUCUGCUUUUUCAUUUUAAGCAUCAUUUUUUUCUCUCAAACAGGGUAGAUUUGGGGUUCAGAAGCAUCAGACAAAUCUUGAUUUUUAUUAUGAAAUGUUGCAUUGAAAUUAGAAGUAAGUUACAAAUAACUUGAUCAUUUAUACAUCCACAGAACCAUGAGCCCUUCUUUCCCAUAGAAAAGAAGGAAGAAAAUAAAAGAAUAAUUAAGCUUCAGUUUUCUUAAAUGGCAAUAAUACUCUUUUCUGGAAAGUGCAAGUUGCCAAAGACUGAUAUCAGUAAAUCUAAAUGUGUCUGUACACUUCCAGUGUUUUAAUGUCCUACAUUUUAACACAGUUUUCAAACUGAAGCAGUGAGCUCUUUGUUAAAUGUCAACAUUAAAACUAUAAGUAAAAAUAU